Molecule: messenger RNA, 2205 nt
Organism: Zymoseptoria tritici IPO323
Lineage: Eukaryota; Fungi; Ascomycota; Dothideomycetes; Mycosphaerellales; Mycosphaerellaceae
Exons: 5
Coding region: 1-2205 (734 amino acids)
Molecular function (GO): protein binding
Source: RefSeq, a predicted model, not a curated record
AUGGAUCCAAGCCUGAUUCUAGGCUCUGUUACCAUCAUGUUUGUCGGACAAGAACAGAAACAGUAUGCUGUCCACAAGCAACUUCUUUGCAACAAGCUCGGCUACUUUCGAUCAGCAUACCGAACCAAGAUGAGAGAGGCCACGGAAGACGUCUUCCGCUUAGAGGAUGUUACUCCGGCGGCUUUCGAGUGUCUCAUCGCUUGGUUGUACACGGGCCUCAUUUACAUCGAUCCCAGUGGGAGCAGCAAGCCUUUGCCCACGGGCCUGGUUCCGGAGGAGCCAAACGGGGACGACGAGUACAUUCCUCCGCCAGCGUCCGGAUCAGGCGAUGACACGUCCAUAACAUCCGACGAUACCGCAGAACCCGCGGUGAACGACAUGGAUGAUUUCGUGGCAUCAGCCCUCCGCUACGAAGAGAUCAAAGGGGGUGCUCGCUCGCCGACUAACGCUUCGAUAGAGGCGUCCACUGACCCGGGCAAUCUACUCGCGGAUCAUACGUUCCCAGGCUGCAAGGCAUCCGAGCUCGAUGCUUACCAACUUCAGGUUCUCAUCGCUUUGCACGGAAGCCGAACGGACUCGCAAAUAGUCGACAGGGUUCUCCAGUGGCAGCAAACGCUGGAGGAGAAGCUUGGAGGCGACCGCGAAGAAGCGAUGGAUGGCAUGAAACACGGCGAAACCGGAGAUGACGGAGAAACCGAUGUGUUUGAUCGUCUCGUUGAGUUGUUCGUUCUCGCAGACCGCUUCGACAGCCCCGAACUUCGCGCCAAGCUGCCAAACGCUUUCGAUCAAGAGAUUGCUGUACGGAAAGACUUCACCGGAGGGCGCGGCCUCCCCACUUUCGAGACUGUCACCAGGGCUUACGAGAACACUCCCGAGUCAUCUUGGCUACGCGCUUGGUUGGCUGAUAUGCGAAAAUGGCAAUUCACUCUCAAAGCUCCACUCCUUUCACGUGCCAGUGACGUCGACCCUCCAAACGCAGCGCUGCCACCACCUCAUCUCGCUUCACUCGACAAUCUCACCCUCCGCGCCAACUUUGCGCAUCAACGAUACUCGACAUUCUUCAACACCGCUGAAGCGCGGAUUCGAGGAGCAUGGCGUUCACCACCACGCCGCUCGUCACAAAUUUCGGACUCGACUACACCAAUUGUUUCGACCAUCGAAGCGCUCGGCGACCCCACCCUAGAUCCACAGGACAUCAACUUCUGCAUCACAGUGCUGAAGAACCUCGACAAGGCGGCUCGGUUCAGGUUCCUUGACCUGCACCCUGAGCUCAGAUUGCUGGUGUAUGAAGAGCUUUUGGACUUCAGCAAAGAGAGUGAGGGCCCAUGGAAGAGCACGUGGCCGCAAAUAUUGGCGACCAACAAGCAGAUCCACAAUGAGGCGGGCAAGAUUCUUUACGACAAUCUUGACACGACGACUUUGAUCCGCAUUUCGGAACCCCGUUUCUCGGAAUCUGUCGGUCGUUCCCGGACUAGACCUGUCCGUGGCCUUCACACCCCCGUUAGUCGUCGCAUACCGACUGGAUUUGCGAUGGUCGGCCCGCCAGUCCGCCACGAAAAACCAUUUUCCAUUUUACGUCUGGGCAUCUCCAGCUCUAUCAGUGCGCCGCAUAUCAUCGGGAUCCAUCAAGCCACCAAGCUCUAUCCGGUCCAUACUGUGCGAGCGAGCCGUGUGCUGAUGGCGCUAUCCAACUACGAUGCUGCUUUCCGGCACUUCUACUCGCUCCCGGCACUACUUCAUCAAUCGGGCUGCUCCAUUCUUAUUCUCAAGAUAUCGCAUGAAAAGGAGCAAGAAGAAUAUGGCCCAGAGGGCCGGACGGUGAUAAGUCGCGUGCUGUUGCGAACCUCGACUGGCUCCGUGACCGUCAUUGUCCAGGGGCGGGCAUGCGAACAAUUGUACUCGCUGAGUUCUAAAAUCGCAUCGGACUCUUUUCUGGCUUGGCUCGACGUUGAGAACGAAGUGUCAAAGAUCAUCGAUCUCGUGGAACAAGCGGAAGUACCAUGCUCAGGGUUGAGGACGCUGCGCACAUGUAUCCGAGCACUACUUCCGAAGUAUCCAGUGGGAGACCAUGAGCAAGCAUGGUUAGGUCGAGAUAUCGUUGAAGCUGUCUCUAAAGCAAAAGGCUUUCUGGCCACAGGAAGAUGGCAGCAGAUAAAGGCAAAGGCGGAGGAGGUAUUAGCGAGCAGAGCAGGUCCAGCGGAGUAG